GUGGCUCAUCCUGCUAACAGACGAUCUUUGGGGUGCCGGUGUUCUCCCCUCAGCUGACACCGAGAAACAACCCGGGAGGAACCGCCGCUGUCAGUCCGUUCAUCUCACCUGUUACCGGCCGGUGUUACUGCCACUGCCACCUCUGCUGUCUCUUCUCUUCGGGUUUAAACAUCGGUCGUAUUUUGUGGGAUGCUAAUAUGUACUGAUUCACCCUGCAAGCGAUGAAUGAAACCAGCACCGAGGGGACCGCACCGGCGGAGGUUCUGUUGACUGCGGGCGGCCGAGCCCCGCUUGUCGGGCUGGACGGAGGAUGGAGCCGAGGCUGAGCGGGGAUGGCAAGCCGUCCGUGUCCUGGUCCCUCCUCGGCCCUGCUCUCAUCCUCUCCCUCCUGGCUGUGUUGGUAAGCUGCCAUGGGACCUGCAAACACCGAGCCCCCCUUCCCGACGAGGUUGUCCAUCAUGUCUACCUGAAGCCCGAGCGUCUGACCAAGAGAAGCUCUCCUGACGACCUUCAGCUGAAGAUUAAGAUCAUCUAUGACUACAGUGUUGACCAGCUUCCUGCAGACAAGAGGAGACUGGUGAAGGAUAAACUGUUUCCUCAGGCCAUUGACUACCUGCAGAGGGCAUUCAGCGUGAGGCGCAGGGUGGGGCCUGUGCUCCUCAGCAGACAAUGUGCAACCAACCAGUACCUGAGGAAGAGAGAUGACCCUCAUCGCUACUGCCAGGACGCGUGUGCAGACGUCACCCGAUGUGGCCCUGUCAUCGUACCACAGCACCACCUGCAGCAAUGCAAGGUGUGCAGCGAGUCUGGGAAGUCAUGUGGUCCCUCAGGACCCCCAGAUGGCCCUGGAGUGGAGGGGUCCGACUUUGUGCUAUACGUCAGCGGCAUCACCACAGAACGCUGUGGACAGGAGAACAUAGUGGCCUACGCUGCUUACUGCCAGCUGGAGGCAGAGCUGGACAGACCUAUAGCUGGCUACGCCAACCUGUGUCCUGCUAUGAUCUCCUCUCAGCCUCAGGAGUUUGAAGGGAUGCUCUCCACCGUCAAACAUGAGAUCAUCCACGCUCUGGGGUUCUCAGCGGGUCUGUUUGCCUUCUACCACGACGACGAGGGCAAACCUCUGACUCCUCGCUUUGCCAGCGGCCUGCCCGCCUUCAAUGAGAGCCUGGGUCUGUACCAGUGGAGCGAGGCGGUGAUCAGAAGGGUCAGUAGACUGUGGGACAUCAAGGGAGGGGUGAUGGUACGACACCAAGUCCACGUCCUUGUCACUCCUCGUGUCGUGGAGGAGGCGAGGAGACAUUUUAACUGUCCCAUCCUGGAGGGGAUGGAGCUGGAGAACCAGGGAGGGACGGGAACUGAACUGAACCACUGGGAGAAGAGGCUGCUGGAGAAUGAGGCGAUGACGGGCUCCCACACCCAGAACCGGGUGUUUUCUCGGCUGACGCUGGCCAUCAUGGAGGACAGCGGCUGGUACCGAGCCAACUACAGCCUGGCUCAGAGGCUGGACUGGGGCCGCGGCCUCGGCUGCGACUUCGUCAUGAAGAGCUGCAAGUUCUGGAUGGACAGACAGAGACAGAGACGACACGCUGUGACUCCGUACUGUGACACAGUGCGAGCCUCUCCUCUGCAGCUGACCUGCAGACAGGACCAGCUGGCUGUUGCUGUCUGCAACCUGCAGAAAUACCCACAGGAACUUCCGCUGGAGUACCAGUAUUUUGAAAGGAUCCCAGACGUGGAUGCUGAUCAGUUGUCGUUCUUCGGGGGCGCUGUGGAGAUCGCUGACUAUUGUCCUUUCAGCCAGGAGUUCAGCUGGCACCUCAGUGGAGAAUACCAGAGGAACUCCUACUGCAGAGUGUCUGAGAACCAGCCAGACUGGUGGAGGAAUUAUGGAGCGGAGCAGUACGGCCCGGACUCAGUGUGUCUGUACCAGAAGUCAGCGUUUGUUAUGGAGCAGUGCACCAGGAAGAUGACGUACCCUGACUGGGGCUCUGGAUGCUACAAGGUGUCGUGUUCAGCUCAGGGCCUGACGGUGUUCGUUCAGGAUCGCUCCUACCUCUGCGUCCGUAAAGGUCAGCUGCUGAGUGUCAGCGUUCGAGCCAACGACUGGGUUUACAACGGCGUCCUGAUCUGCCCCGCCUGCACCGACAUCUGUGACGACUGUCCUCUCCCCCACCAGCUCCCACCCAUCAACACCUCCAGGAGUAACCCCAUUGACCCCUGCUCCAGUUCUCCAGGUCUGGCCACCACUCUGUGGCUCCUGCUGCUCAACCUGCUCCCCCUGGUGGCUGGACUGCUGCUCUGCCACUGCAGCUGAUAAAACACACACUUGCACAUAUAAACUCACACACUACGGUAGCUGGACCUAAACACUCUCCUGUAGUCCUCUGUGGAUCUGGGCUGCAGAUUUUUACUCUCCAUUCUCCAUCUUGUGUUUGAAAAAACCUUGUCCCCUUCCUGCCUCAUACCCUUCCUUCCUCCUCCCGUCUUUUCUUUCGUCCAUCGUUCCUUCCUCAGGACCUCCACUCUUUCAUUCCUCUUUUUUCUCCAUUCCUCUGUUCAUUUCAUGAACAAACUGAGGAUAAACUGUAUCUCUCACCACUGUCAGGGAUCUUUGUGUGUGAAGCUUCAUUCAGGUGUCUGUCCAGUGCAGCAAACUCUUUAUCUUCUGGAUUCUCCGGUUUUUAACAUCACGUUAUUUCUUUGGCCUAAGACAGUAGACCGGACACUUCCUGUCUGUUCUGUGGCCCAGCAGGAAACCUCCUCGACAAUUCACAACAUGGGAUCUUCCUACUUCGUUAAAUUACCUUUUUUUUUUCCUUUACUCCGUGGUGAGCACAGAUCCUUUCUUGCUCAAAUACACUUGAAGAGAUGAGACUGAAGAUCCUGAAGGACCGACUGUGGAUCGUUCAAAUUCAAAGCCUAAUUUCUUUGUCACUACAGCUGCCUCCUGUCUCCAAUCAACCCAAACCAGGAGGGACUUUAAACAGUUGGACUGCAGGAUGGUUCAUGACAGAUAUCAAAGUUUAAAACUACUUUUUAGCCUACUCUGAUGCUGAAACAGUCUUCUUCCUCUGACUGACACAACAUCUCUGCAGUUUGGCGACUCCUGGUGGCAGCAGGAGGUAACUGUUUAUUUAUUUUUUAAGUUAGAAGGAUCUUUUAGCCAGAAAACCUGUACUGUAAAUACAAAUAUGACUCUUUCCUGAGAUGCAUUUCCUGUUGUUUAGAAGCAGGCGUUUUCCUCCAAUUCAGACAAACAGGAUCAAUCUGUAGCAGUGAUCUGACAUUGUUGGAAUUUACUGAUAAGCCAAGUGUGUUUUUGCCCAGAUCAGACACAGACUCCAACAACAGACGUGUUUCAUUUUGUUCAGUCAUCAAAUUAAUUAACAUUAAUUAGUGAUAUGAGCUGCAGCCGGAGUCAUUUGUCAUGUUAACCAGUGACAGUGACGGACAGCGCCGGCUCAACACGAGGAGCUGUUGUCUGACAGUUUUGUAAAACUUAGCUUUACUGAUGAUAAUUAUUGCUCUGUGAAUUUGUGCGUUUUGCCAACCUCUGUGUCCAAACAGUUUCACUCACUGGCAGGCAGUGGUGGACAAAACAAAGCAGAACCCAGUUAAAAAACACAGCAGAGUCUUUAGCCAGUCCUUUAAAAUCUUCCCAAGAUAACAGAUCAGGGCUUCUCUUGUUUAUACAAAUGGUAGCCACCAGAAAAGUACAAAGUAAGUAAUAGGAUCCAACGUGUCUCCCUAACAUGCAGAGGCUCCAGAAAGCAGGUUUAGUGAAAACUCUGAGUUGGUUAGCCCUGAGUAGAUGGAAACUGUGCUCGCCGGCAGGUUUCCCUCUGUCUCCUCGGAGCCAUCAGACACAUUGUUUUAUUCCAUCACUGAUUACAGUCAAAGUUUGUUCAUUUUCAGAACAUCAGAGCCAUAGCUGGUCAUUAGAUCUUUUCUAGUGUUAUCAGUCGUCAGUCAUUGUCUUUGAGCAGUGAUCUCUGCCCUCACAUUCAGACAUGGUGGAGUCACCCUCAGCUCAAAAUGAAAUCUAUGCACUGCCCUUGUUUUGUAUGAGAGGUGGUUUUCUUUAUAGCAGUGUGAUGCUGGGCACAUUGAGGCUGUUAAAACCAGUGGGAAACAGUGAAUUGGUAAAUACCCAUCCAUCCAUUUUCUUUCACUAAUCCGGGGUCAGGUCACAGAGGCAGUAGGCUCAGGACAGCAUUCCAGACUUCCCUUUACCCUGUAACUCUGUCCAGCUCUUCAGCCCAGGUGAGAAUAUGAAAUCUCUCCAGCAAGUUCUGGUUCUACCCUGGGGUCUCCUUCCAGUUGGACAUGCUUGGAAAACCUCCAACGGAAGGAGCCCAGGACGAUCCUGAUCAGAUGUCCAAACCACCUCAACUGGCUCCUUUUGAUACAAAGGAGCAGCAGCUCUACUCCGAGCUCCUCACUCUGUCUCUAAAGCUGAGCCAAGAGACAUUACAGAGGAAACUCAUUUCAGCCUCUUAUACGUACCAUCUCAUUCUUUCGUCUUUCGGUCCCUGCUCAGAGCUCAUUACCCCAACUGGUAGAUUGAGAGCUUUGCCUUCUGGCUCAACCCCCUCUUCACCACACUGCCUCCCUUUGGAGCCAGACCUGAGAGAGGAGUUUCUGGUGGCCAGGCUUUCAACCAUAUGGCACACCACCUGCAGGGUCGGGUACCUCAUUGGCCGGACGGCAAUCCAGGCAUGUCGACUCCUGGUAUUGCAGACUGGUUGUAGGGACAUUAAUUGGGGUUAGUCAACUCAGAGUCUGAACUUAGGUUCAGUUUGUCACACCUGCUUUCUGGUCCCCAUUUAAAAACAAUAAGACACUGAAAACCUCAGAAUUACUGUGCUGUUCCCAAGACAGUUUUUAUCAUCUUGAUGUGGAGGUGCACAAACUGUACAGCUAAUCUCAGGUGAGGCGUACUGAUCACAAGACUCUGUCUGUUGGACAGACACAGAAAUGAUAUAAAAUGGCAGAUAUUCCAUUCACCAUCUCAUUAUCACUUACCUUCAUUCACUACCUUUUUUUUUAGUCAAGUAUCAGCACUUUUAUUUUAGUAAAGGAUCUGACUACUUCUUCCACCACUGUCCAACAUCCAAUACUUGCACUGGUGGUGCCACAGAGAUUUUGGAAAACUAUACUGAGAGACAGCACUGGCAGGAAUCCAAUGGUGCUUAAACAAAUAUAUCAUUAAAAUACACUUUAGGACUGUUUUAUUACAGAUGUAGAAUUUUAGAGCAAUGUUUUGUUGAUCAUUUCUAUACUGACGGAGACACUGAAUCUCCUCUCCCUGUGCUGCUUCAUGGAGUAACUCUGUUUCUAAAUCAAGGUCCAGUGUUAAGGUUGCAUUCACACUCUGCAUGUUGUUAGAGGCUGUUAAUGUCUUUUUAGUUCAGUUGCUUGAGCCAAAUGAGAACAAUGACCUUUGUCGUCUGGUGUAAUCAGAGACACAGACGCUGAAAGAAACUGUAUGCCCAAAUACAAGAGUCUAUAUGCAGGAGCAGAUGUCAUUUGAAUACCUAAAUGUAUGAUGAAAAAAUGUGAGUUUAUUGUUUGUCUAUUUGUUUGUUGUGUGAUGUUGUGGUCGAGAGACGAUUGAACUGAUGACACACUUCCAGGGAAAAUGGUUUUCUUCAUUUUACAGAAGUCUUUAAGAGAGAGACGGCAGGCAGCUGGGGAUUUACUGUUAUUUCAUCUUUUUUGUUUUAUAUGUGAUUAUUUAAAGGUGGCAUAUGUAGGUCUUUGCUAUUACUACGUAGUUAAUGUUAGCAUUAACAGCUGUUUACUCACAAAGAGCUUCAGCCACUGUUGCAUUUACAAGAGGUUAGAAUACGUCCUCUGGACAGCGCUACUUCUUCAUCCUCUACACAGAACUUCAGUAGAAGGACAGAAGUGAUAGAAAUGAAAACAAAACAUUGGCGUUUCUUUCCACCUCUGGAGACAGCUGUUGCUGAGUGAAGGAAUGACAUUUGAUGCUGAACUGACAAAGUUCCUUCUAGACUGGUGUUUAAACAGCUGUGAAUGCUAUCGUUGGCUGUCUAACAAAAGCAAAACUUUCAUAUAAUACCUUAAAAAAAUCUGAUGUUUGUCUGUCUGACCAGUUCUGAGGUUGGUCUGCAUCAUAUCGUGUUCACAUCUUGGGUGUAAACACAAAGAGGACAAAAUCAGAAUCACCUGUAGAACACCCUUAGAUUUAUGGAACACAUUCAUUCUCUCCAGAGGAUGAACCCUGAAUAUUGUAAUUACAUAUCAGGGCUACAGAGCAUGACAUUAAAGAACAUUGACAGAAGUAAUAAAUGAAAAUCAGGUCAUAAGAUAAAAAAAAAAAAAAAAAAACAAAUGCGUAGAUUUAGUGUUUGAAAGAAUCAUUGCUUGUUCUUCUUCAUUCAGCUCAUUUUGACGUCAGUUUUGGAAUGAAACUCUUCUUCUGUUGCUCUGUAGCAUCAAUCGUUAAUUCUGGUUAAAGUGCAGCUGAUGGUCGUAGUUUAAGACACUUCUGCUCUGUGUUUGCACUAAAGCUAAAGAACAGGCCUUAAUGCUAAGGGACUUCUCUGUUUGGUUGAGUUGAAACAAAGGAGAGUGAACAGAGAGUUUUUAUUUAUUUAUUCAAACCCACAGAUAUAGUUUUUCAUCCAUGUUCUGUAACAUGUGACUGAGCAGAGGUGUCAACAGGAAGAGUGAGCAUUGAACAAAAUGAACAAGCAUUUGUUUGAUGUUCUCAUUGUCUCUGUGUUGAAACUGUGAUGACUGAUGCACUGCAGAGCUUUGUGUCAGGAUUGUCGAUCACCUGAGGAAGAUGAUUUCACCUCUGUCCACUUUUUAUUCUUUUAAAUUUCACCUAAACCUGACUCUGAACGUGUUGUCUGGCUGCAGGAGAUUGUGUUUUUAUUUAUUUCUUGUUCUGAAGAUGUUUAUUGCGAUGACUGAAGUUGCACUGAGUUGAGGAAAUCUGAUCUGAGGAUAUUGUUUUGAAAUAAACUGGAAAAAUCAG
Molecule: messenger RNA, 7009 nt
Organism: Lates calcarifer (barramundi perch)
Lineage: Eukaryota; Metazoa; Chordata; Actinopteri; Centropomidae
Gene: lmln
Product: leishmanolysin-like (metallopeptidase M8 family)
Exons: 16
Coding region: 311-2314 (667 amino acids)
Biological process (GO): proteolysis; cell adhesion
Cellular component (GO): membrane; cytoplasm
Molecular function (GO): metalloendopeptidase activity
Source: RefSeq, a predicted model, not a curated record